Molecule: messenger RNA, 2639 nt
Organism: Callithrix jacchus (white-tufted-ear marmoset)
Lineage: Eukaryota; Metazoa; Chordata; Mammalia; Primates; Cebidae
Gene: LDLRAD1
Product: low density lipoprotein receptor class A domain containing 1
Cellular component (GO): plasma membrane
Molecular function (GO): protein binding
Source: RefSeq, a predicted model, not a curated record
AGGGAGGGUGUGGCCCAGGCAAAGCUCCUGCCUGUCCCUCCUCCAGGCUGCCCCUGGUGACAAGGCAGGGAACCCAUGCUGAGCUCUCUGCACACAGCCCCAGUCAGGGAGCUGAAAGCCGAAGACAUGAACAAGGUCUUCCCCGAGGGAGAGAAUGGCCGCAUUGCUGCUGGACCCAAGGCCCUCCCUGGAGGGGAAGCAGGCUGCGGCCCCCUCUGCUGCUCGCGCCGCGGGGCCUGCCUCUCUGCCUUUCUGCUGCUCCUCCUGGCAACUCUGGCCGCCCUCAUCGCCUUGGUCACCACACUCGGACUCCCAUCACGAACCCCAGGAGCCCAAGCUUGUACAACACUGACAAACAGGACGGGCUUCUUGUGCCGUGACCAGAGGAGCUGCAUUCCAGCCAGUGGGGUCUGUGAUGGCGUUCGCACCUGUACCCAUGGUGAGGAUGAAGAUGAGAGCUUGUGCCGAGAUGUGCCCCACAGCCUCCCCCGCUUCCUCGUGGCCCACUGUGGAGACCCAGCCUCUUGGAUCUACUCAGACCAAAAAUGUGAUGGGACCAACAACUGCGGGGACUGCUCAGAUGAACUGAGCCCAGUGACGGUGUGCCCACUCUGUGGCCCUGGGUGGUGGCCCUGUCCUUCAACUGUCUUCAAGUACUGCGGCUGUAUCCCGAGGCGUCUCUGCCGCGACCACGUACAGCACUGCUCCGACUGGUCGGAUGAGUACGCCUGUCCUGGACCCUGAGUGGGCCGCUCAGGCCAGCAUGGAAGGCCGGCUGGAACGGCGCUGAUAACCCUUCACAUGAAAAUCGAAUCCUAGGCCAGGUGUGCUGGCUCACACUUGUAAUCCCAGCACUUUGGGAGGCCGAGAUGGGCAGAUGACAAGGUCAAGAGAUCGAGACCAUCCUGGCCAACAUGGUGAAACCCCAUCCCUGCUAAAAAUACAAAAAUUAGCUGGGUGUGGUGGCAGAGCUAAUUUUUGCAGUGGGCAAAAUUAGCCCACUACUAAAAGUAGUGGGACCUGUAGUCCCAGCUACUUGGGAGGCUGAGGCAGGAGAAUUGCUUGAAACUGGAAGGUAAACGUUGCAGUGAGCUGAGAUCACGUCACUUCACUCCAGCCUGGGUGACAGAGUGAGACUCUGUCUCAAAGAAAAGAAAAGAAAAUCGAAUCUUAGUGCUCAAGGGUAGAAAGGAGUAUUUGAAAUGGGAUCUACACAUCAUUUCCGAAUAGGAAUUUUCUCUUCUGCUUUCAAGUUCCAAAUGCCUCUGCUUGAAUGCCUUCAAUGACCAGGAGCUCAUUAACAUGUUAGGUGGCUUCUAACGAAGAUGAGGGGACAUGAUGAAACCUCGUCUCUACCAAAAAUACAAAAAUUAGCCAGGCGUGAUGGCACACACACACACACACACACACACAGACGAGGGGAGUCUGCUUCCAUGAUUUCACGACUGUCUCUGGGGCCACACAGAGGAAAUCUGCAAACUGCUCCAAGACAGACUUGUGGAUCCUAAUUCCGUCACCCCUUGGAGUGAUAGGUCUGGGGCUUAAAUGACAAGCCAAGUUUAGCCUUCAUGAUGGCACAUGCAUGAAAUAUAUGCCACUUCCUACCCCUUUGGUACCUAAGGCAGAUAUACUGGGCUUGGAUGAAACCUUAGCAUCUUCCACAAUUCAGUUAUCCCAGCAGGCUCUGCUGAUUUAACCACAUGACACGGCACAUGAAACGAUAUCUGGCAUCCUACCAGUGGGAAGCCGCCCCAGGAAGCUCCGAGCUAUACAAUAGAAGAUCUGGAGAAAGAGCAUCUUGAAGGGCUCCUCACCAGUCUCCUUGUCUGCCCAUCCUGCUCUCCACCCCACCACUCCCCACCCUCCACUCUAGGCCCAGCUGCCCACCUAAACAGCCCAGUUUUCCAGAAGUAGGAACUAUAUUUUGGUCCCGGAACCUGACUGAGCUGCUUCUCUGGUUAUCUUUCCAGCUUCACACCACUGAGGCAGGCAAGGAUGGAUAUUUCCACUAGACGGAUGAGAAAACUGAGGCCCAGAGAGGGCAAUAAUAUCCAGAAUCAUACAGCAAAGUCAGUGCUGGAACUGGGACCCAAACACCGUCUAUGGCACUCCAGCCCUGAAGCCUUUCCAGCUACCUGUGUGCUUAUACCUUGGCCAGGGCACAGUCUCUGCGGGGUAUUUUAAAAGGGAGCUUGCCAGGUGCAGUGGCUCACACCUAUAAUCCCAGCAGUUUGGGACACUGAAGUGGAAGGAUCACUUGAGCCCAGGAGUUCAAGACCAGCUUGGGAAACAUAGGGAGAAACUAUCUUUACAAAAAAUAAGAAAAAUAUAGCUGGGUGUGGUGGUGCAUACUUGUAGACUCAGCUACUCAGGAGGCUAAGGUGGGAGGAUCAUUUGAGCCUGGAAGGUUGAGGCUGCAGUGAGGCAUGAUCACACCACUGCACUUCAGCCUGGGCAACAAAGACCCUGUCACAAAAGAUUUCUUUUUAAUAAAAUCAAAUUAAACAUGAGAUUGAGGGUCAGAAAGUGUCCCACCAAUACCCUAAAAGACAGACUUGUGAUCUGCCCGAUGGGAGGGCUUCUGUCAAGGGAGACAGACACUCCCCACUGAAAAUUAAUAAAAUUGGGUUUACACAUCA